UAAGAACAAGCGUAUUUCCAAGGGGAAGAAGGGAGGCAAGAAAAAGGCCCAGGAUCCCUUCGCGAAGAAGGACUGGUACUCCGUGAAGGCGCCCUCCAUGUUCGCCACCAGGAACGUCGGCCAGACCCUGGUUACCCGCACGCAGGGUACCAAGAUUGCGUCCGACGGGCUGAAGGGGCGCGUGUUCGAGGUGUCCCUGGCGGACCUGCAGGUGGACGACGAGCAGUCGUUCCGCAAGAUGCGCCUCCGCGCCGAGGACGUGCAGGGCCGCAACGUUCUCACCAACUUCUGGGGCAUGGACCUGACGACUGACAAGCUGCGGUCGCUGGUGCGCAAGUGGCAGACGCUGAUCGAGUGCCACGUGGACGUGAAGACCACCGACAACUACACGCUCCGCCUGUUCGCCAUCGCGUUCACGAAGCGCCGCCAGAACCAGAUCAAGAAGACCAGCUACGCGCAGAGCAGCCAAAUCCGACAGAUUCGGAGGAAGAUGCGCGAGAUCAUCGUGAAGGAGGCGUCGUCGUGCGACCUCAAGGAGCUGGUGGCGAAGUUGAUCCCCGAGAGCAUCGGCAAGGAGAUCGAAAAGGCGUGCUUCGGCAUCUACCCCCUCCAGAACACGCUCAUCCGCAAGGUCAAAAUCCUCAAGGCGCCCAAGUUCGACCUCGGCAAGCUCAUGGAGGUGCAUGGCGAUUACAGCGGGGAGGAGACGGGCACCAAGUUGGAGCGGCCAGCAGAGGAGAGUGAGGCGCCCGCUGCUGAGGGCAUGGAGGCUGAGGCCACUGCAUCAAGCCGGAUCGUCCUUUUUCCCAUGUCUCGUUGUCCCCCAUCGCUCUCUCUACUCGGUUCUCCCCUCCUUCCCCUUCGCCCUCCUGUCACUCCUGCCCCUCCUCUCCUGUCUCCUCUCCCUCCUCUCUCUCCUCUCCCUCCUCUCUCUCCUCUCCAUGCUGUCUUCACACCCUCUCCAUCUAUGGCACCGGGUGCUGAUUGUAGUAUGCCUUACGAUGAGCUGGACAGAUGCAGGGAAGGAUGGUGGUGA
Messenger RNA from Closterium sp. NIES-65, 1036 nucleotides. The record is from the annotation of a GenBank genome assembly. Lineage: Eukaryota; Viridiplantae; Streptophyta; Zygnematophyceae; Desmidiales; Closteriaceae.